GACUGCCUAGCCAUUUACGUCAACGACAGCCGUCGUUUGUCCGUCAGUCAAAUUUUAUUUUCUACAUCCAAUUUAUUGAAAUGUUGUUUAAAAUUGCUUGACUGUAGAAACAAUCUUUAUUACGAUUCUUUUUAAAAAGAAAUUCUAAACAUGAAAAGUAAUCCUGUAACAGAAAAGGAUCCAUUUCGGAAUUCUAUUUUACGACUCCUGGGAUAUGCGGGGAUUGCGGCUCAAUUAUUCAGUUACACUUUGUCAAGAAGGACAGUGGGAAUCUCCCAGACCAUAUCGACGUCUUAUGUUCUAUCCGAUAUUGCCACGAAGACCCUCAAUGGAUAUAGAGUACGAACAGGGAAAUCAGCAAACAGGCGGUUGUCUGAUGGCAUUCAUUGACGCAGCCGUGUGGCAAACGUUUGCUACCUAUAUGAUACCACGUUUUGCAGUGACUGGAGUAACGCGACUUUCCCGAGAAAUACUAACACCGACCUCUCACAGUCACACUCCGCCUUUGAUUGGUCUUUUCACUAUUUUAGUGUUGUCAAAACCUAUAGACAAUACUGUUGAUCUCUUUCUUGAUAGUACACUCAGGAAACUGUAGGUAAUAUCAUUUCCUACGCUUGGACAGAUAAUGAAUUUUUACAAAUUAUUAAUCACAGAUAUCUAAAUAGAUCCCUUCGCUUUUAUUUAAGUAUCAAAAUCGUUUGUAAGUUUGUAAAACAAAGUCAAAAUUAAGUUUUUACCAAAACAUGAAUUUGAUUUUUUUUCAUUUCGUAUUUAUUUCUGAAAGUCUAUCCAGAGACAUAUGACUUAGCGGCGAUAUAUUAAAUUAUAAUAAUAAAUAUUGUAUUAAGGUGAGGGCAUUUUCUCACAAACAUUUUUAUUGAAUAAAUUUAAAAUCUAAAAUUA
Hermetia illucens (black soldier fly) is the source of this 903-nucleotide messenger RNA. Its product is annotated as mitochondrial fission process protein 1-like. Gene Ontology annotation, cellular component: mitochondrion. The record is from RefSeq and is a predicted model, not a curated record. The transcript is spliced from 4 exons. Lineage: Eukaryota; Metazoa; Arthropoda; Insecta; Diptera; Stratiomyidae. Gene Ontology annotation, biological process: mitochondrial fission. Bases 215 to 595 code for a protein of 126 amino acids.